CUGAUAAGUUGUUUAUCAACCGCCAUUCAACAUCAGAAGCAGAAGGAACCUAAAUCCCCUGCUGUGUGUGUGUGUGGGGGGGGAAGUUUGACAGGUCAGCUGGUGUUACAGAGUGUUGGACUGCAGGGUGACAGCUGAGAGGCGGACAUGGACUCCACCGUCCUAAACCCCGAGGUGAAGCAGAAGGAUGCUGAUCGUGCAGUGGUCGUCGCAGUAACAGCCCAUGCAGUGUUUGAAUCUGGAGCUGAUGAUGGUGAUGAGGUGUACAAAGUGGGAAUGGCGUUCCCACUGCUACAGGCGCUCCAGAGAGUGAAUGAACGGCUGCUGGAGGAGAAUCCUGCUGAGUCGCUGCUGUUUGAUGUCAUCCUGGUCACCACUGACAGGCAGCAGCAGAGCUCCCGCAUCAUCAGCAGCACCAAACAUUAUGGUCUUGAAGUCAGCAAGUUUUGUUUUUCCACCGCGGAGGAUUUCAUCGAUGGUUUGCGGACAAACAACGUGCAGCUCUUCCUGUCAUCAGACAGAAAGGAGGCGUCACAAGCAUCACAGAAUGGUGUUCUCUCUGCACUGCUGGACCAGAACAUGGCCGCCUGUCCAUCAGAGCAGCUCAGAGUUUUAUUCUGCGGAGACGCCGUCGUCCAUUCCAACAACAGCCCAAUGCCGAGUUUCUCGGCUCAGCUGGGUGAGAUGCGGCAGCGGUUCGGCAUGUUCGACAGCCCUCUCAGCAUGGUCCUGGUGACGUCACGUGGCGGCAGGGAAAGCUGCUCCGCCGCCCUGCUGAUGUUGCGGUCCCAGGGCGUUAGCGUGGAUGAGGCAUACUGCCUGGGCGGGUCACCAAGGGGCCCCAUUCUGUCCCUGAUCCGACCUCACUUCCUGCUCAGCAAUGGCUUCAGUGACCUGGAGGAGUGAUGACAUCAUGAACUGUCUCACGACUCUGUCUUCCUUCAUUGUGUCUGAAAGACAAAACGCCAAAUCUUCAGUCAGGACCAUUUUGUCUGUUUUAACCUCAGUGGUUGUGAAUAAUAAAUUUGUAUUUCUGUUCUUUACUUAUAUAUGAAAAUAUCUUUAGCUUUUUGUUGCUUUUCACUUUAUUGGAAACUCAGUAGUUUGUCCCUGUUGAAAUGAUGCCUUUAAGUCAGUGAUAUGACUUAUCUAAAGUCAGGCUGUAGACAAGUUUGAAUGUGAUUCUCUGAGCUGAACCUGCUCUGAUGAAAGUUGUGAUCUGGAUUGUUGGAUGCUGUAAGAAAAUCAGGGAGUUGAUUUUUUCAAUUUUAACUUCCUAUGUUAGGAUCCUCUCAGGUUAAGAGAUGCAGAUGAAGUGUUGUUACAGGUUCUGGUCAUUUGUUAAUGAAAUGCACAGACAAGACGUUUGCAGGUGACAGAAACAAGACAGUGAGCGUGUUUUGAUUUUGUUGCUGUGAUGCUAAAUGUUGACCAGCAGGUGGCAGCUUCAGUCAGUAAACCAUGCAAAGGAUUGGGCAGCAUGUAAGACAAACAAAGACACUCAUUGUUAUGAAAGAUAACAGCACUGAGAGUAGAUAAUGUUUCUACAGAGGAUUAUUUUAAGGUUGGAAGUGUGGGAGGUUUUUAAUAAAAUGCUGGAUGGCUUAAAAA
This is a messenger RNA of Paralichthys olivaceus (Japanese flounder), 1611 nucleotides long. Its product is annotated as cytosolic 5'-nucleotidase 1B. Gene Ontology annotation, molecular function: magnesium ion binding; nucleotide binding; 5'-nucleotidase activity. Gene Ontology annotation, cellular component: cytoplasm; cytosol. Gene Ontology annotation, biological process: adenosine metabolic process; nucleotide metabolic process. NCBI's taxonomy places the organism in Eukaryota, Metazoa, Chordata, Actinopteri, Pleuronectiformes, Paralichthyidae. The record is from RefSeq and is a predicted model, not a curated record.